Messenger RNA from Anoplophora glabripennis (Asian longhorned beetle), 1714 nucleotides. RefSeq lists its product as uncharacterized. Bases 137 to 1672 code for a protein of 511 amino acids. Lineage: Eukaryota; Metazoa; Arthropoda; Insecta; Coleoptera; Cerambycidae. The record is from RefSeq and is a predicted model, not a curated record. Gene Ontology annotation, cellular component: mitochondrial inner membrane. Gene Ontology annotation, biological process: lipid homeostasis; mitochondrion organization. The transcript is spliced from 6 exons.
UGUUAAAUUGAAAAGUGUGGUUAUCAUCGUUUGAAUUUAAAUUUGGAAAUAAUUUUUAGAUAUGUAGAAAGUGAUUUGUCAUGCAUGUAGAUAGGUACACUAAAAUGUUAUUGGACACGAAAUAAUAACCAUCAAAAUGUUCCGGGGAAAACCGCUGUUAAAAUACGGAUUAGCGGCUGGGAUUGCAGGAGGCACACUUUUAAGUUUACAUGGAAAUCAGUACCAAUUAGAUUCAAUAGGAAUCGUUAGGUUAAGUCGAGCAGCAUUCACAGUAUUCCAGAUUGGAGUUAUUUACAAAAAAGAUUUGUAUGGGAAACAUUUGGAUAAAUCCUCUAAAGAAUACAGUGAAUUGAAGUCGAUAUGUCAUACUAGAAGUGCCCAAAAACUGUUGCAGUUAUGUUGCACAAACAAGGGAGUUUAUAUUAAAGUAGGGCAACACAUAGCAGCAUUAGAUUAUUUGUUACCUUCGGAAUAUGUUGACACUAUGAAAGUGUUACACUGUCGAGCACCCACAAAUAAAAUUGAGGAUGUCUAUAAAGUUAUAAAAGAGGAUGUAAAGAAAGAUCCAUUUGAAAUAUUUGAUACAAUCGAACCUGAACCCAUAGGAACAGCUUCUUUGGCCCAAGUGCACAAAGCUACCUUAAAAGAUGGCUCUGUAGUAGCUGUAAAGGUACAACAUCCUUACGUACAAGGAAAUGCCAAAGUAGAUAUGAAAACUAUGGAAUACUUAGUAAAAUUGAUGAGUAUAGUUUUUCCAGAAUUUAAAUUCCAAUGGCUCAUAGAUGAAUCUAAGAAAAACAUACCACAGGAACUGAAUUUCGCACAGGAAGGUCGAAAUGCAGAGAAAAUGGCCAAAAUGUUUGAAAACAUAGAUUGGUUGCAUAUUCCUAGGGUCAGAUGGGAUUUAACAACGCCAAGAGUCCUAACUAUGGACUUUGUUGAAGGAGGGCAAGUUAACGAUCUAAAGUACAUACAAGAAAAUUAUAUUGAUCCACGAGAGGUAUGCGAUAAAAUAGGUAAACUUUAUUCAAGAAUGAUAUUUUUACAUGGCUUUGUGCAUAGCGAUCCUCAUCCCGGGAACAUUCUGGUUAAGAGAAAUAAAAAAGGGCAAUGCGACAUUAUUUUACUGGAUCACGGAUUAUAUGCGACCUUAAAAGAAAAUUUUCGAGUAGAGUACGCAAAUUUAUGGUUAAGUAUUUUAAAUCGAGAUCGUACAGCUAUGCGCAGUCACAGUAAAAAUUUGGGAAUAGAAGGGAAUGCUUAUGGUUUGUUCACUUGUAUGAUUGCGGGAAGAACUUGGGAUAGUAUACAGAGAGGUAUCGAUAGGGAACAGUUUUCCAAGUCUGAAAAGAAAUUCAUGAAGCAGGCUUUCACUGGCAUUUUGCCUCAAGUGUCGGAAAUUCUCCAAAAUGUCGAUCCACAAAUGUUGCUGAUUUUAAAGACUAACGAUUUAGUGAGGAGUAUCGAACAUACUUUAAGGGCAGGAACUGGGAUGGGUUCAUUUUGUGUUAUGUCCCAGUGUUGCGUAAAAUCAGUUUAUAACCAGAAGUAUACCAACAGCCAAACUAAAAUAGAAAAAAUUAAAGUAUCCCUUGCCGAAUUCUGGGCAUUGUUAAAGAUAAGGGUUUAUUACAUGUUUCUGAGUUUUAGGCAAAUUUCUUUUUUUAGUUGAUGAAUAUUAAAAUUUUUACUCAAAUAUGAUUAUAUUAAAUUA